CCGGACUGUCAUCUUGACGUUUUGUUUUGACGUUCACAUAUCUUUAGGUUAUUUACAAUGUAAAAAUUAAAAUAAUGGAUCUCAAAAUUUAUUAAUCAUACGCAUGCGAAAUCCAACCGAGAUGGCAAAAAAUGCGGAAAUAUUCAUCUGCCUGAUAGUGACAGUUUCAGUGGUCCUUCUGUAUAUUGUGAACAAAUGCUUUUUAAAUACAGAAAUAUUAGAAGACCCUGGAGACUACAGUUGGAUCAUUCACGGAAUCCGGAAUAUUUUGGGCUACGCGACCGUAUUUGUUCCAGGAUUUUUAGUAUACAAGUAUGUAGUAAAUACAAACUACUUAAACAAAAGUGGUAGAGGCGUGUUUGGAGCUGUGAUACGAACAUGCUUUGGUGAAGAUGAGCUUCUACUGGUGAACACCAACCCUCAUUCGGGGACGAAUCAACGAACACCUUUGCAAGACUGCUGUUUGCUGCUUUUCUAUUUUUGUGGGCUUCAGAUCUCCUACUUGUCAUGGGGUGUGUUACAAGAAAAAGUGAUGACACAGAAAUAUGAAAAUUCAGAUAAAGAAGUAGGUUAUUUCAAAGACUCACAGUUUUUAGUGUUUGUUAAUAGAAUUCUAGCUUUUCUUACAGCUGCCAUCAUACUAUUUUGUACAAAACAACCAAGGCAUAGGUGUCCACUGUACAAAUAUAUGUACUGUUCAUUAUCAAAUAUAAUGAGCUCUUGGUGCCAGUAUGAGGCCUUGAAAUAUGUGUCUUUUCCUCACCAAGUUCUUGCCAAGGCUAGUAAAACAAUUCCUGUAAUGAUCAUGGGAAAGCUAGUAUCAAAAACUAAAUAUGAAUUUUAUGAGUACGUUACAGCAGUUAUAUUAUCUAUAGGCAUGUUGUUGUUCAUGAUAGAUACAGGUAAUGAUCGAUCAAAUUCCACUGUGACAACAUUUUCUGGUGUGAUAUUGUUGUGUUCAUAUAUAGCUUUUGAUAGCUUCACAGCCAACUGGCAGGGGAAAUUGUUCAAGCAAUAUGAGAUGAAACCAUUACAGAUGAUGUGCUUUGUAAAUUUCUUUUCUUGUAUUUUCACUUUGGUAUCCCUGCUGCAACAAAGUAGUUUCAUGAAAUCCCUCGAAUUUAUGAUCAAAUUUCCACAGUUCAUUGUGGACGCUGUUUUAUUAUCAUUAUGUAGUGCUGGUGGACAGCUGUUCAUCUUCAAUACAGUGUCAACAUUCGGACCUCUGGUUUUCGUUAUAAUAAGCACAGUUCGACAAGGCUUCUCUGUGUUAUUAAGCUGUGUGAUUUAUAAACAUCAUGUUAGUGCAGUAGGUAUCUUCGGAGUAUGUCUAGUGUUCUUCAGUAUGCUGUUGAGAGCCUAUUGUGGUUACCGGAUAAAAACAUUGAAGCAGUUUCAUCUACAGAGUGGCAUGAGUAAUGUAAAGAGUGAGAAAUAAAUCUUAGAUCUUAUUUAGUGUUAUGUAAUUGAAUCCAAUGCAAGAACAAAUGAUAAAUAUUCAAUUAAAUUGUUCAUUAGAGAUGAAAAUGGGAACUUCAAUGUGGUUGUGAAAGUGUAUGGUUCUGAAACAAUGAAUACAGGGUUUGUCCGGAAAGUAAUAGGAUUGAGUCGAUUUAAGAAAAUUUAUUGAGCUAAUCGUUACAAUUCUUUAAAAACUUUCGAAAUAGGUUCCUUCUGCGUCG
Acanthoscelides obtectus is the source of this 1682-nucleotide messenger RNA. The record is from the annotation of a GenBank genome assembly. Lineage: Eukaryota; Metazoa; Arthropoda; Insecta; Coleoptera; Chrysomelidae.